GCCUUUCUUUUCUCUGAAGCCGCACAGCCCAGCGGGCUCCACUGACUUGGUGGAGGCAGCCGCGGCCCUACCACCAGCAGCAGGGAAGCCCGCUGGGGGGUGAGGGCAGGUGCCUGCAGCCCCCGAGAAGGAGGAGGCGCUGGUGGGUCCCGGCCCCUGGCAGCGUCGCACGGCAGACCUCUGUCCGCUGCAGACCGCACCAUGUGGGCCCUGGGGUGCCACCAAUUCCGGUGCCGCUGGGGGCAGGUGGCAGUGCUGCUGCUGCUGCUCAAGGUGCCCCCGAGAGGCCUCGCACUGCCGCCCAUCCGCUAUUCCCAUGCUGGCAUCUGCCCCAACGACAUGAACCCCAACCUCUGGGUGGAUGCCCAGAGCACCUGCAAGCGGGAGUGUGAGACGGACCAGGAGUGUGAGACCUAUGAGAAGUGCUGCCCCAACGUGUGUGGGACCAAGAGCUGUGUGGCAGCCCGCUACAUGGACGUGAAAGGAAAGAAGGGCCCGGUGGGCAUGCCCAAGGAGGCCACGUGCGACCACUUCAUGUGUCUGCAGCAGGGCUCCGAGUGUGACAUCUGGGACGGCCAGCCCGUGUGUAAGUGCAAGGAUCGCUGUGAGAAGGAGCCCAGUUUCACCUGCGCCUCGGACGGCCUCACCUACUAUAACCGCUGCUACAUGGACGCUGAGGCCUGCUCCAAGGGCAUCACGCUGGUGGUUGUCACCUGCCGCUACCACUUUACCUGGCCCAACACCAGCCCCCCGCCGCCGGAGACCACCGCGCAUCCCACCACAGCUUCCCCAGAGACGCCUGGGCUGGACGUGGCGGCCCCGGCUCUGCUCAACCACCCUGUGCACCAGUCGGUCACCGUGGGGGAGACAGUGAGCUUCCUCUGUGAGGUGGUGGGCCGGCCGCGGCCCGACAUCACCUGGGAGAAGCAGCUGGAGGACCGGGAGAACGUGGUCAUGAGGCCCAACCAUGUGCGUGGCAACGUCGUGGUCACCAACAUUGCCCAGCUGGUCAUUUAUAAUGCUCAGCUCCAGGACGCCGGCAUCUAUACCUGCACAGCGCGGAACGCGGCUGGCGUCCUGCGCGCUGACUUCCCCCUGUCGGUGGUCAGGGGGGGCCAGGCCGCAGCCACCGUGGAGAGCAGCCCCAACGGCACGGCUUUCCCCGCAGCCGAGUGCCUGAAGCCCCCUGACAGUGAGGACUGUGGCGAGGAGCAGACCCGCUGGCACUUUGAUGCCCAGGCCAACAACUGCCUCACCUUCACCUUUGGCCAUUGCCACCGCAACCGCAACCACUUUGAGACCUACGAGGCCUGCAUGCUGGCCUGCAUGAGCGGGCCGCUGGCCGUGUGCAGCCUGCCCGCCCUGCAGGGGCCCUGCAAGGCUUAUGCACCGCGCUGGGCCUAUAACAGCCAGACAGGCCAGUGCCAGUCCUUCGUCUACGGCGGCUGCGAGGGCAACGGCAACAACUUUGAGAGCCGGGAGGCCUGCGAGGAGUCCUGCCCCUUCCCUUGGGGGAACCAGCGCUGCCAGGCCUGCAAACCCAGGCAGAAGCUCGUGACCAGCUUCUGCCGGAGCGACUUUGUCAUCUUGGGCCGAGUCUCCGAGCUGACCGAGGAGCCCGACUCGGGUCGUGCCCUGGUAACCGUGGACGAGGUCCUGAAGGAUGAGAAGAUGGGCCUCAAGUUCCUGGGCCGGGAGCCGCUGGAGGUCACUCUGCUCCACGUGGACUGGACCUGCCCCUGCCCCAACGUGACAGUGGGCGAGACGCCGCUCAUCAUCAUGGGGGAGGUAGAUGGUGGCAUGGCCAUGCUGAGGCCUGAUAGCUUCGUGGGUGCAUCCAGCACCCGGCGGGUCAGGAAGCUGCGCGAGGUCGUGCACAAGAAGACCUGCGAUGUCCUCAAGGAGUUCCUGGGCUCACACUGAAGCGCCUCCUCCCCUGACCCCUGCCUAGUCCUCUCCCACCUAUCCACCCUGACGCCUCCCAGCAAACCGGGCAAGGUCACAUUCGACAGUCUUAGGCCAGCAGAGGAAUAUUGAUCGGAGAGUCUUACAUCAACUUCUAUUCUUUGGGUUCGAUAAGGGGUUCAUAUCCUUUCUAGC
Messenger RNA from Pteronotus mesoamericanus, 2100 nucleotides. RefSeq names its product WAP, follistatin/kazal, immunoglobulin, kunitz and netrin domain containing 2 (gene WFIKKN2). Gene Ontology annotation, molecular function: transforming growth factor beta binding; serine-type endopeptidase inhibitor activity; receptor antagonist activity. The transcript is spliced from 2 exons. The record is from RefSeq and is a predicted model, not a curated record. Bases 202 to 1923 code for a protein of 573 amino acids. Lineage: Eukaryota; Metazoa; Chordata; Mammalia; Chiroptera; Mormoopidae. Gene Ontology annotation, biological process: transforming growth factor beta receptor signaling pathway. Gene Ontology annotation, cellular component: extracellular region.